This is a messenger RNA of Scophthalmus maximus (turbot), 1607 nucleotides long. RefSeq names its product SSU72 homolog, RNA polymerase II CTD phosphatase (gene ssu72). Gene Ontology annotation, biological process: termination of RNA polymerase II transcription. The record is from RefSeq and is a predicted model, not a curated record. Gene Ontology annotation, molecular function: RNA polymerase II CTD heptapeptide repeat phosphatase activity. Gene Ontology annotation, cellular component: nucleus; mRNA cleavage and polyadenylation specificity factor complex. Bases 212 to 796 code for a protein of 194 amino acids. Lineage: Eukaryota; Metazoa; Chordata; Actinopteri; Pleuronectiformes; Scophthalmidae. The transcript has 5 exons.
UAAAGCCGUAUCCAACUCACGGGGCGCCGCCAUUUUAACUUCCUCUUUCAAAGCAGGCGAGCACGUCGCACCGUGCUCGUUCUAGGAAACGCUCCCUCGUUUAGCUUAACGUCCUGAUUCAUCUUGUGAAACUGUCUCGCAGGGACCGAACCAACCGCCUCUGUUAGUGUCUGACCGCUUUGUGUCGGGUAGUUUCCGCCGGGGAGUCGCGAUGCCGAGCCACCCGCUGCGUGUAGCGGUCGUGUGCUCGAGCAACCAGAACCGCAGUAUGGAAGCGCACAAUAUCCUCAGCAAACGUGGAUUCGCCGUGCGUUCAUUUGGGACAGGGUCUCAUGUGAAGCUACCCGGUCCGGCCCCGGAUAAGCCAAAUGUGUAUGACUUCAAAACGACAUAUGAACAGAUGUACAACGACUUGGUCCGCAAGGACAAGGAACUAUACACACAGAAUGGCAUCCUGCACAUGCUGGACCGCAACAAGCGCAUCAAAUCGAAGCCGGAGCGGUUCCAAAAUUGCAAGGAUAAGUUUGACCUGGUCAUCACCUGUGAGGAAAGAGUGUAUGACCAAGUGCUGGAGGAUCUCAGCUCAAGAGAGCAGGAGACGCUGCAGCCCGUACACGUCAUCAAUGUAGACAUUCAGGAUAACCACGAGGAAGCCACGCUGGGCGCCUUCCUCAUCUGUGAGCUGUGUCAAUGUAUCCAGCACACUGACGACAUGGAGAAUGAAAUCGACGAGCUCCUACAAGAGUUUGAGGAUAAGAGCAACAGGCCUUUUCUCCACACGGUCUGCUUCUACUGAUGCACAAUAGAAUUUUGCAAUAAACAUAGUAGGCCAAGAUCACAAGCAAUCAAACAAUAGAGUAUGGACACGCAUACCUCCUGCUCUUCAGUUAUCUGAAACGCAGAAACAUGCAUAAUAAGUACACACACACAGCUUUGGGUCAGGACAUUACAAAUGGCUGCUCUCGGACAUAUUGGUGACGAUGGGUUUUUCCGUAAUGCAAAGUAUGGACUCGCUGCUCUCGCUCUGCCUUUAUUCCUCCGGAUCACGGUCAGGCCAAGGUCCUCCCUCCUUCCCAGUCCAGUGAAGUCACUCAAUCAUGUCUCCUCAGGGAGCGCUAUAACACCCACCCACCCUGGGCAAACAACCGCUUUAUGAGUCCCCCUGAUUUUUUGUUCACAACGGCAUAUUGAUGCUGAUUUUUUUUCUUCUAGAUAUAUAAUUGUAAUUCUUUCAAGCAUAUAUGUCUGAUUUUUUUCUGACCUGGUACAGUGUAAAUGUGUCAGAUGGGGAGGAGAAUUAUUUGAAGUGAAUGCAUUUCUUUUGUCUGGUAGGUUAGUUAGGAUUAAGUUAAAGUGGGUGGGUUGAUAGAGAAUAACCAAACCUAGACCUCUCUGAGGCUCUCCUCCUUUUUGUUUCCAAUAUAAUGUGUUGAUUCAUAUUUAAACUUGCAUAUGUUAUCUUUCAGGGUAUAGGAUUUUUUUUUCUUUUGUAAAUGUUAAUGAACUGAAGCAUUGUAAUUAUUUGCAAACUGCGAGCUCAGCUCAGAGUGCCUAAUUUUUCUGUAUGUACAUAUGAAUCCACUAAAGACAAAAUCAUCUCUAAGAAA